AUUUGAGUCAAAAUCAAAAAAGAAAAAAAAAUCCCUUUUCACUGCUUAUCAAUCAUAUUACCAAAAAAAAACCCCACUUUUCUGAUUUACGCUGUGAUAAAUUUUCAUUCAAUCAUGGUGACCCCAUAGUUUGGAAUUGCUGCCAUGGCUUGAAGGGACAGCGACGGAGAUUCAUCGGCUCAACUCUCUCUCUACUCGACUUACUCAACUGUAAAGACUAGUACAAUCAAUCCCGACCACCAACUUGCAGAGGCGGCAGCUGGCAUGGCGGUUUCCGUAGGGGAGGGUCUGGUAUGGGAAUCGGUUCUGGAGCAGACUAAGUCGGCUCAGGAGAAGAACAGUGACCCACUUCUUUGGGCGGUUCAACUGAGUUCUAGGCUUAACUCAGCUGGGGUUUCAUUGCCUUCGAUCGACCUGGCUCACCUUCUUGUCUCCCAUAUCUGCUGGAAUAAUCACUUGCCCAUCACGUGGAAGUUCCUGGAGAAGGCCUUGACUGCCAAUUUGGCUCCUCCUAUGCUCGUUCUCGCCCUUCUCUCUAUAAGGGUCAUUCCAAAUCGUAAGUUUCAUCCUACAGCAUAUCGUCUUUACAUGGAACUCCUUAGGAGACAUGCCUUUUCGCUUAAAUGUCAAAUCAACGGGCCAAAUUAUCAAACGAUUAUGAAAUCAAUAGAUGAUGUUCUACAUCUUUCCCUGAUAUUUGGCAUUCAAGUGUCUGAACCUGGUCUACUUCUAGUUGAAUUUGUCUUUUUAGUUGUAUUGCAACUGCUUGAUGCAUCUCUAGAAGAUGAAGGAUUACUGGAACUUAUACCAGAAAAGAAAUCAAUAUGGCCUACUGUAACUGAAGACAUGGAGAUAGAUACUGCUGAUAACUGUAAUAAGAUGAGAAAUGGACACCAUGAUGUUCUGUAUAAAGGAAAUACGACGAUGGCAAUUGAGAUAAUUGGGGAGUUUCUGCAGGAUAAAGUGACUUCGAGGAUUCUUUUCUUGGCAUGGAGAAACAUGCCAUCACAUUGGGAAGCCUUCAUUCAGCAAUUAAGAGUUCUUGCAGCAAAGUCAAUGUCAUUGCGAAAUUCAAAACAUAUAACACCAGAGACGCUUCUACAGUUGACAUCUGAUACACAUAAAGUUCUGUCUAGAGAAUGUAAAACAAUAUCACGACAAGAGUUUCAUGCUGUCAUGGGCAGUGGGUCUCUAACAUCUUCAUCUGGUCAGUGUCAUGGAACUAGUCCUUCUACACUUUGGCUUCCUAUUGAUCUGUUUCUUGAGGAUGCUAUGGAUGGAUCAAAGGUGGCUGCAGCUGGUGCCACUGAAACACUUACUGGUUUAGUAAAGGCUUUACAGGCAGUCAAUGGCACAACAUGGCAUGAUACAUUUCUAGGUUUAUGGAUUGCAGCUUUGAGGCUUGUUCAGAGGGAAAGGGACAUUAGUGAGGGUCCAAUACCUCGCCUUGACACCUGCUUGUGCAUGUUAUUUUCUAUUACCCCACUUGUGGUGGCCACUAUUGUUGAAGAAGAGGAAAGUGAAUUAAUGGAUGAAAGUGAUUACAACCAAAUGGAUCAAACAAAAGAGAAGCAAAUCACGGGAAGAUUUCGUAAAGAUUUAAUAUCCAGCUUACAGAUGUUGACCAAUUUUGAGGCUUUAUUGACUCCACCUCAGUCAAUUUGUUCAGCAGCCAAUAAGGCUGCUGCUAAAGCAAUUAUGUUUGUUUCUGGUCUUACAGCUGGUAAUGGAUACUAUGAGUGCAUGAGCGCUAAUGACAUGCCCAUGAAUUGCUCUGGAAACUUGCGACAUUUGAUUGUUGAGGCUUGUAUUGCCAGAAAUCUAUUAGACACAUCCGCAUAUCUCUGGCCAGGCUAUGUGAAUGCACGUGCAAAUAUACCCCAUAGUGUUCCUAGUCAAGUGCCUGGUUGGUUGUCAUUGAUGAAAGGAUCCCCUCUAACUACAGCAUUGAUAAAUGCUUUGAUUGCUACUCCAGCUUCUAGCUUACCAGAGAUCGAGAAAAUAUACGAGAUUGCAACCAAAGGAUCAAAUGAUGACAAGAUAUCUGCCGCUAGCAUUCUUUGUGGAGCAUCUCUAGUUCGUGGGUGGAAUAUACAGGAACAAGCUGUUUUGUUCAUUACAAGUUUGUUGUCACCACCAGUUCCUGCCAACUAUUCUGGGAGUGAGAGCCAUUUGAUCAGUUACGCCCCAUUUUUGAAUGUUCUUCUUGUUGGAAUAUCAUCUGUUGAUUGUGUCCAGAUCUUCUCUUUACAUGGCAUGGUUCCACUACUUGCUGGUGCAUUGAUGCCCCUUUGUGAGGUUUUUGGGUCAACUGCUCCGAAUGGUUCAUGGACCCUUCCAACAGGGGAAGAGCUGACUAGUCAUGCUGUUUUCAGCAAUGCAUUUACUCUUUUACUGAGGUUGUGGAAGUUUGAUCAACCACCCGUUGAACAUGUGAUGAGAGAUGCAACACCAGUAGGAUCUCAACCAAGUCCAGAGUACCUGUUGAUGGUUCGAAACUCUAAAUUAUCAGCUUUUGGAAAAUCACCGAAGGAUCGUUUAAAAAUUAAAAGAAUUUCAAAAAAUUUGAACUUCCCUAAGGAACUCAUAUUUAUGGAUUCCUUUCCCAAGUUAAAAUGCUGGUACCGGCAGCAUCAAGAAUGCAUUGCUUCAACCCUCUCAGGACUUGUACAAGGGACAACUGUUCAUCAGAUUGUUGAUGCGCUCCUCAAUAUGAUGUUCAGGAAGAUAGGCAGGGGUUCACAGUCUUUAACUUCUACGACUUCCGGGAGUAGUAGUUCUUCUGCAACUGGAGCUGAGGAUAUCUUGAUAAGACUAAAGUUGCCAGCAUGGGAUAUCCUGGAAGGGACUCCAUAUGUGCUUGACGCUGCUUUGACAGCCUGUGCCCAUGGAAGAAUCGCCCCACGUGAACUAGCGACAGGACUCAAAGAUCUUGCUGAUUUCCUUCCAGCAACCUUGGGAACCAUCGUUAGCUACUUCUCUGCUGAAGUAACACGAGGUAUAUGGAAGCCAGUUUUUAUGAAUGGAACAGAUUGGCCAAGUCCCUUGGCUAAUUUAUCCAUUGUCGAGCAACAAAUAAAAAAAAUUAUAGCUGCCACUGGUGUUGAUGUCCCAAGCCUUGAAACAGAGGAGAGCUCUCCGGCUAUGCUUCCUUUGCCCUUGGCUGCCCUUGUUAGCCUCGCGAUAACCUAUAAACUUGACAAAACCUCCGAGCGCUUCCUCAUUUUAAUAGGCCCAGCAUUGAAUUCCCUAGGUGGAGGUUGUCCUUGGCCGUGCAUGCCCAUCAUUUCUGCUCUGUGGGCUCAGAAGGUUAAGCGGUGGAAUGAUUUCCUCGUAUUCUCUGCUUCCUGUACUGUCUUCCAUCACAACAGCGAUGCUGUGGUUCAGCUUCUUAGGAGUUGCUUCACGGUUACUCUUGGAUUAAGCCCUUCUAUUAUUUGCAGCAGCGGUGGAGUGGGUGCAGUCCUCGGCCAUGGAUUUGGCUCUCAUUUCUCCGGUGGAAUGGCUCCAGUUGCCCCGGGGAUUAUGUACUUACGAGCACAUCGGAAAGUCAGAGAUAUCAUGUUUAUGAACGAAGAAAUUGUCUCUCUUUUAAUAUCUUCUGUGAGAGAUAUUGCCAGGAGUGGGUUGUCAAGGGAGAAAAUGGAGAAACUGAAGAAGACGAAGUUUGGACUGAGGUAUGGGCAAGUUUCUCUUGGAAUGGCUAUGAAACGAGUCAAACUAGCUGCUUCACUUGGGGCUUCAUUGAUUUGGCUGUCCGGCGGAUUAGGCUUAGUCCAAUCAUUGAUCAAAGAAACAUUACCUUCCUGGUUCAUAUCAGCCCAUACACCCAACCACUGGGAACCUGGAGGUGUAGUUUCCAUGCUAUGCGGUUAUGCACUUGCCUACUUCGUUGUUCUUUGUGGUACCUUUGCAUGGGGCGUGGAUUCAGCCUCAUCUGCGUCCAAACGGCGACCAAAGGUACUCGCUAUGCAUUUAAAAUUUCUCGCGAGCGCAUUAGACGGGAAAAUAUCGCUGGGAUGUGAUUAUGCCACUUGGCGUGCUUAUGUAACCGGCUUUUUGAGCCUGCUGGUGGGGUGCACACACAAGUGGGUUUUGGAUAUUGAUGUUGAUGUUUUGAAAAGGCUGAGCAACGGAUUGAGGCAGUGGAAUGAGGAAGAAUUGGCUAUAGCUUUGCUUGGACUGGGUGGUGCCGAUGCUGCCGGCACAGCUGCCGAAUUGAUUAUCAAAACCGGAGCUUAAAUUUUCAGGUACCUUACUAUUACGCAAACAUGCCACUUGCUAUAGGUGCAUAUCAUUACAUGUAGAGAGCUUUAAAACAGGGGAAUGAAGAAACAAUUCUU
Messenger RNA from Hibiscus syriacus, 4343 nucleotides. RefSeq names its product mediator of RNA polymerase II transcription subunit 33B-like. Gene Ontology annotation, cellular component: mediator complex. NCBI's taxonomy places the organism in Eukaryota, Viridiplantae, Streptophyta, Magnoliopsida, Malvales, Malvaceae. Bases 265 to 4242 code for a protein of 1325 amino acids. Gene Ontology annotation, biological process: regulation of phenylpropanoid metabolic process. The record is from RefSeq and is a predicted model, not a curated record. The transcript is spliced from 12 exons.